Molecule: messenger RNA, 1742 nt
Organism: Lingula anatina
Lineage: Eukaryota; Metazoa; Brachiopoda; Lingulata; Lingulida; Lingulidae
Source: RefSeq, a predicted model, not a curated record
CACUCCUCUGGGAAGAGACACAGUUCAACUGACCAAGGAUGAAGUUCGCAACACUCGUUGUUUUGGCCGCUGUCGUCUGUUUGGCCUCAGCCCGCAGGCCCAUGCUCUUGAAGCUGAAAGUGCUUGAAAAAGUUGACGAAUGUUUGGACCGACCAGAGCCUACCGGUGAGCCAGCAAACAUUGACGGAAAAGCGAGGCUGCUCGGAUGCUUGGCUGGCAAAAUUCCAGACGAGCUCAAAGCGAAAGUGGGAGAAUGUUUGGAAAACCUACCAAAGCCUACCGGUCUGCCAGAAGAGCGCGGCAUCAGGGAAAAGGGCAGAAUAAUCAAGAUAAUGCUUAUUAAGUGCUUGAAGGGAGGUGACGGUGCACAGGAACCGCAAGAACCAGAAGCAAUGGAUACACCAGCGAAGCGUGGAGAGGGAGAAGGACCAGGGCCAUUAGCCAGGCUCAUGAAGCUGAAAAAGCUUGUGGCAAGAGUUCGCGAUUGUUUGGACCGACCAGAGCCCACCGGUGAGCCAGCAAACAAUGACGGAAAAGCGAGACUGCUCCGAUGCUUGGCUGGCAGUAUUCCAGAUGAGCUCAAAGAGAGAGUAAGGGGAUGUUUGGAAAACCUACCAAAGCCUACCGGUGAGCCAGAGGACAGCACAGACGAGCGCGGUAUCAUGGAAAAGGGCAGAAAAAUCAAGAUGAUGGUUUUGAAGUGCUUGAAGGGAGAUGACGAUGCACAGGACCCGCAAGAACCAGAAGCGAUGGAUACACCAGCGAAGCGUGGAGGGGGAGAAGGACCAGGGCCAUUGGUUAGGCUCAUGAAGCUGAAAAAGCUUGUGGCAAAAGUUCGCGAUUGUUUGGACCGACCAGAGCCCACCGGUGAGCCAGCAAACAAUGACGGAAAAGCGAGGCUGCUCCGAUGCUUGGCUGGCAGUAUUCCAGACGAGCUCAAAGAGAGAGUGAGGGGAUGUUUGGAAAACCUACCAAGGCCUACCGGUGAGCCAGAGGACGGCACAGACAAGCGCGGUAUCAGGGAAAAGGGCAGAAAAAUCAAGAUGAUGGUUUUGAAGUGCUUGAAGGGAGAUGACGAUGCACAGGAACCGCAAGAACCAGAAGCAAUGGAUACACCAGCGAAGCGUGGAGAGGGAGAAGGACCAGGGCCAUUGGCUAGGCUCAUGAAGCUGAAAAAGCUUGUGGCAAAAGUUCGCGAAUGUUUUGACGGACCAGAGCCCACCGGUGAGCCAGCAAACAAUGACGGAAAAGCGAGGCUGCUCCGAUGCUUGGUUGCCAAAAUUCCAGAUGAGCUCAAAGAAAGAGUAAGGGGAUGUUUGGAAAACCUACCAAAGCCUACUGGUGUGCCAGAGGACGGCAUAGACGGGCGCAGUAUCAUGGGAAAGGUAAAAAAAUUGAAAAUGCUGGCGCUGAAAUGCUUGAAGGGGGAUGACGAGGCCCAGGACCCGCAAGCGUAAAGGGGGAAGAGGACCAAGGCCAACUGGCAGACCAAGGGGUGGUCAAUAGAUGGACACUUUUCCAACUUUGAUGGAUGGUUGCCCAGUUGGCAGCCUUAAUGUAGUCUAAGAAACAAAAUCCUAGUUACAAUAAUGCAAUCUGAGCACUGAUUUCGAUAUUUCAGUGCCUCUUUGACUAUACAUCUAUUUCUUCAAAUUGAUUCUUCUUUGAUUUGAAAUUGACAUUGUGUCAUUACUUUUGAUCUGGAAAUUUCCUCUUGAAAUACACUAUAGGCUAGCACUGCA